Molecule: messenger RNA, 387 nt
Organism: Stylophora pistillata
Lineage: Eukaryota; Metazoa; Cnidaria; Anthozoa; Scleractinia; Pocilloporidae
Product: neuronal pentraxin-2
Source: RefSeq, a predicted model, not a curated record
AUGAGCUCGGUUGCAAACAAUCUAAAGCUUUCAGAUGCAGAUAUUCCUGGUUCAUCACUAAGUGGGAGAGCUCCAGCCAAUUUAAAAGUACAAGAACUAAAAUUCUGGCUAAAAUGCAGAGGAGAUCCCGCCAAAGGUCACGUGAUUCGUGCAGGAGGAGCCCUGGUACUAGGACAGGAGCAAGACUCAGUAGGAGGAUCCUUCGAAGUCAGUCAAAGUUUUAUCGGUGAAAUGACAGGUGUCAACAUCUGGGAUCACGUGAUAAAAGACCAAGAUAUCGCUCGCAUGUCUAAGUCGUGUCUGACAGGGGUGGGAAACGUAUUUCAGUGGCGCGACUUCAAAGCUCACAUCAAGGGCUCAGUGAAGAUAACUAAGCCAUCGUGCUAA